Trachymyrmex septentrionalis is the source of this 4571-nucleotide messenger RNA. RefSeq names its product phosphatidylinositol 4-phosphate 5-kinase type-1 alpha-like (gene PIP5K59B). Gene Ontology annotation, biological process: phosphatidylinositol metabolic process. The record is from RefSeq and is a predicted model, not a curated record. Bases 527 to 3148 code for a protein of 873 amino acids. Lineage: Eukaryota; Metazoa; Arthropoda; Insecta; Hymenoptera; Formicidae. Gene Ontology annotation, molecular function: phosphatidylinositol kinase activity. The transcript is spliced from 18 exons.
GCUCUCGCGGCGAGUGUCGUUGAGUGCCGUCGUCGUCAAGCAGUCGUCAAAUACUCGUAUCGUUCGUGUUCUGUCGCUGUCGGACCGAGGCUGGAGAUUUGCAACGCGGGACACUCCAGACAAGGUGAAUCUCUCUCUCUUCGCGCGCGAUUUGAGGAAACCUGUGAGUGAGGCAUACAUUACAACUUUACAACGAGCGGCGGAAUCCGGAACUGAUGUCGCGCGGGACGGCGCGGCGGUACUCCGACGACGACGGGUCGCGUAAUCAAUCGUGAUCGGUCGCGCGCGUCGUGAGUCGUUCACAACGAACGGGGGUGGCCGCCGCCCGCGGCACGGUCUUCGCGCGCCAGCAGUCCGUCGAAACAUGCGUCCGUUGCGGGGCGACGGGAACCGAGCGACAACCAAGGAGGCUCCUUCGAGGAACUGUCAGGGGAACCGUCGCCACCACCAUCGCUGCCGACGCCGCCACCACCACUGCCGUUACGCGUGAGUCAGUGCGGGAUCGGACGGAGGCGACGCACGCAAAAUGGCUUCGGGCGACAAUGUGGACGUGAUCGAGGUGGUCGAGACGACGAGCUUCCCCGUGCCGGCGCAGCCCACGAUGGAUCACCUCAGACCGGAGCAAUCCACCAUCGAGGAGGACUAUAAAUCGACCGGAGAGAAAAUAACAUCAUUUGACAGCUCAGUAGUACAACAUGGUACGACAGGUGGCAAGACCCUCGUGGGGGUAUCAAGAAACAAAUCGGAACGAGAGAGGAAGAUUGGGCAUCGAAGAGUUGGAGUGGGAGGUGAAAUCACAUAUAAGAAGAUUCAAACGACACAAAUUAUGGGAUCUAUUCAAUUGGGUAUACAGCAUGCUGUUGGCGGUCUUGCAAGUAAACCGGAACGUGAUUUAUUAAUGCAAGACUUUAUGACGGUGGAAACAACGAACUUUCCUAGUGAAGGAUCAAAUCAUACUCCAGCCCAUCAUUUCUCGGAGUUUAAAUUUAAGAACUAUGCACCUAUUGCAUUUCGUUAUUUUAGAGAUCUCUUUGGCAUUCAACCGGAUGAUUUUUUGAUGUCAAUGUGUAGUGCACCAUUACGUGAGUUAUCAAAUCCUGGCGCCAGUGGGAGUAUCUUUUAUCUAACAGAUGAUGAUGAAUUCAUUAUAAAGACUGUUCAACACAAAGAAGGAGAGUUUUUGCAAACUCUACUUCCAGGAUAUUACAUGAAUCUAAAUCAGAAUCCAAGAACAUUAUUGCCAAAGUUUUUUGGAUUGUACUGCUAUCGAUGUAAUAGUAAAAAUGUUAGAUUAAUUGCUAUGAAUAAUCUUUUACCUUCAUCUGUAAAAUUGCAUCAAAAAUAUGAUUUAAAAGGGUCUACAUACAAAAGAAAGGCAUCGAAAACAGAACGUUCGAAGUCUUCACCAACGUAUAAAGACCUAGAUUUUAUAGAACAUCAUCCAGAAGGUAUCUUUUUAGAAGCCGACACAUAUGGUGCACUAGUAAAAACUAUUCAACGGGAUUGUCGUGUAUUAGAAAGUUUCAAAAUUAUGGAUUAUUCUUUACUUGUUGGAAUCCAUAAUCUUGACCAGGCUGCAAAAGAAAAAGCUCAAGAACAAAGAUUAUCGGCAAGUGCUGAUGAAGAAAUUGAUGAAAUGGGUGGCGAAAGUGACGGAUUCAUUCAAUCUGAGAGAGAAAAACAAAAAGAGGAUAGAAUAGGCGCUGCUGCUUUAAAUCGAUCACGUAGUAUAAAUCGUCAAAGGUUGGUUGCUCAUAGUACAGCGAUGGAAAGUAUUCAGGCUGAGAGUGAACCAAUAGAUGAAGAGGAUGAUGUACCUUCAGGUGGUAUUCCCGCCAGAAACGCGCGUGGUGAACGUCUUUUAUUGUUCCUUGGAAUUAUCGACAUUUUGCAAAGCUAUAGGUUGAAAAAGAAACUGGAACAUACGUGGAAAUCGAUGAUACAUGAUGGGGACACUGUAUCAGUGCACCGGCCAGGAUUUUAUGCGCAACGCUUUCAGGAUUUCAUGGCCAAGACAGUAUUUAAGAAAAUACCAUCACUGGACCUGCCUGAGAUUAAGGGGAAUCACCGCAAAUUCCGUAACCUCGUCACCAGUUAUAUAGCUUUGAAACAUUCCCCGUCGAAGAGGAAAAGUAUAAGCAGACCAUUGAGGCCGCUAGAGGGUGACUUUGAUUCAACCGCGGUGGCGGCAACUGGAGGUUCGACAAUGCAUGCUACAUCACCUACAAAGGCCGUUAGCCCGCCCGAUCCUGCGAUCAGCAUGACGAACGCGGCGGCCUCGGUGCCGAUUGCCACCUCCACCCCGGUUAACCUUGCCGCCGGCCCGCUGAGUCCGCCUCCGUUGACCUUAGCCACCGGUCAAGGUCCGCAUCACGAGCAUCCGCCCGGGGCCGCCCCCACGGUCAAGGUCACGAGUUACCCGGCUGUACUGAAGGGUAGAAGCGCGGCCAGUCCGCCGAACCCGAACCUGGUACCGUCCGGCAAGGUCCCACCUCCGGUGCCACCGCGGGGCACGGCCGCCUCGAGGACCGCCAGGUCCUCCGAGGAUCACCGGGCGGUCAGCACCGCCGCCUCGACAACGUCGUCGGUGACUUCCAGCCGAGGUGGCACCCUUCCUUCCACCUGCUCCACCCCGCCCCCGCCCUUUGAUGAUGCAGUCCGCUCGAACGACCAAACCUUGGCUUCCGGUGGUCACCUUCAGCAAGGCGGCGCAACCCCUAUUCUUACGAGCAAUCUGUUCUCUACUCAUUCCAAACAAAAUAAGGUUGUUCAUCACGUUACCCUCACCAAGACGUAUCACGAUACUGUAAGCAUAUCGGACGUGCAUUUGGAGAGCAGCGGUAGCGGUAGUGGCAGUGGCGGCAGGGAAACCAAGUCGUCACUGAGUGUCGAGAGUGGCGGCAGCAGCAGCCGAGGUGGCGGCGGUCUCACAUGGACCCCACCGGCCGGAAGUGCUGAGGGCUCGACGCCAACGUGGACUGAGGGCACGCCGUCCUUCACCGAGAGCUCCAGCAGCGGCGACAUAGGUUGCCCGACCACGCCAAUCAAGGGUAAUCAACGUCAGGAUGACGGUGGAAGGAUCGCGGCCACUGUGGAGGAGGCCCUAGCGAGUCUCACGACUGAGAUGGAGAUACUGCAGCGCGAGUGAAUGCACGACUCUCGUCCCCCUUCGUCAUCUCGUGCGCAACGUGCUCUGUGGGUGAUCUGCACCGCCGUAGCGACAAAUCUUCGAGAAAAUGAGAGAGAGAGAAAGAGAGAAUGGGUGACUGUGUGAAUGAUACGGUAACGAAAUACAGUUUAACCCUUGAUUGGUCGCGUUGGAGUAGGUCGCUAACUAUGUCCGUGUAAUUCAAGCUUUUAACAGUCGCAUUUAAUUUUACUGCUGGUAUCAGUAGUUGGUAGUUGGAUUUUUCACGGAACAUGUAACGCUAUGCUUUUUUAAAAGUCUGAUCUGUCAUUCUUGUCACGUUUCAUUCUUUUUUGCCGUCAUUGUCUCUACCGGAUCCUCUUAAUUCUCCUCGUUUUAACAUUUCGCUUGUCAAUUAGUCACACUUACCCUCUCUACUUAAGUCACUCUCUGUUAGGCGGAGAAUAACUCAAAAUAAUUAAUUUGGAAUUGACAUAAGAAUAUUUAUUUAAUCCUAAAAGCCUGCAUUUGAUCGCAAGACUACUUAAGGGUUAAAAUCUAGUGGCAAAUGAUAUGAAUAGCUUCGCAUCGAGGAUCGAGGCGAAUAUGUGAUCUGUUCUGAAUCGAGAUUGCAAGGAUUAUCGACCGUUCCAUUUUGAUGGCGAAGUUUAUGUUUUAUUCGUUAUAUAUACAUAGGACGUUUCACUUGUACGAAACGUUUGUACUUAACGCGAUUUUCAUUAACAUCCGUUCGGUAGAGACAUUCGUCUCGAUCCGCGACUUCUAACAUUAAUUUGUUAUCGACAUGUAUAUCUGUACACAUAAACAUGUGAGCGUAUCUCAUUCGAAUGUGGUUUCCACUAUGAUAAGGGAACACCUUCGACAUCCUUAUAUGGGCAUCCUUGAAUCUUCCUGGGUAUAGGAGAGUCAAUAUCAUUAUGGUUACGUAUUUAACAAGAACGUGAUACUCGUCGGCCUACAGUACUCGAUAAAGCUUUUGACAUUGUUCCAAAUCGAUUCAGGGAGUGAUUAAAAUGCCAUUUUUUUUCAAUGAAAGUUUUCAUAGAGAAGUUUCUUUUUUUAUUAGCCUGUUCGGAAAAAUCGUCUCAAAUUUCAGUUGAUGAAACGCUUCUUAAGGACCUCGUGCACAAAAAUUCAUGAGUGAUUAUUAGAAAACUCGCCGACAUUCAGCACAAGUCCGUCUCCACCGCUUCAAUAAAUAAAGUUGCUCUUUGAAUAAAAAUUGCGUCCUAAACUAACAGAAGAUUUGAAACGAACUUUCCGCACAACCUAAUGUUUUUAAAGAGGACCGAUAUGACGUUCUUAAUUCUUUUGACGUCGUAUUAUCCUAUUUAAAUUGAUACAUAUCCCUUUUAUUCUGUUCUUUUAUUUAUCAGCGAAAUUUUUAAUCGGUCUAUAAAAUAGAACAGGCCAAUUAUAGAUC